This is a messenger RNA of Gastrolobium bilobum, 792 nucleotides long. RefSeq lists its product as uncharacterized. The transcript is spliced from 3 exons. Gene Ontology annotation, cellular component: plasma membrane. The record is from RefSeq and is a predicted model, not a curated record. Lineage: Eukaryota; Viridiplantae; Streptophyta; Magnoliopsida; Fabales; Fabaceae. Bases 1 to 567 code for a protein of 188 amino acids.
AUGGCAAAGGGACACUCCUCAAACUACGUCGUUUUACCACGGCGUUGCUGCUUCACGUGCACGGUGGUUCUUGUGGUGUGCCUGGCCAGCGUGUUCCUUUUUUGGCCGUCGGAUCCUCAGCUGAAGAUUGAACGGCUGAGGGUGCGGAAGGUGAAGGUGCACCCUCUGCCGCCGAUCAGCGCCGACGUGUAUAUAUCGGUGACGGUGAGGGUGCACAACGGCGACGUGUACUGGAUGGAGCUGACGGAGGUUGACGUCGGUGUGAAGUAUAGAGGGUAUAAGCUGGGUCACGUGGAGUCAGAGGGUUGGCACGUGAGCAGUUGGGGGUCGUCCUACGUGGAUGGUGACCUGAAGUUUAGUGGGCUCCCAUCUGCUGACGUGGCACAUUUGCUGGAGGACCUUGCCAAGGGUAGGGUAUACUUACGUACUGUUACAGAGGUCUCUGCCCAACUUGGCCUUCUCGUAUUUCGCUUGCCUCUCACUUUCAAGACAACACUCUCGUGUGAGGUUUUGGUCAAUACAAAAAAUCAUACAAUUGUUCGUCAACAUUGUAUCCACAAGGACUAGCUACAAACAAUGUGCAACAAUGGGGCGAAGGCUCAAAGGAUGUUACUCUUCCUCUAUAUGCAUUGAAUACAUAUAAAUAUAAUUUUUUGUAUAGAUCAAUGUGAAGCGCCGUAUGUUCUAAGAUUAUAUUAUUAUUAGUAGUAGUAGUAAUAGUAAUAGUUGUAGCUGGUGCCCCAAUUAAAAUCCAUGUUUUAUUAUGAUCAUUAUUGUAACAGUGGGUAAAGA